GAAGGGAAUAAGCUAAAAUAAACUUAAAACCAGACCACUAAAACUUAAAAUUCUGUGUCCGUAAUUGUAACCACACCUAGAAUUGAUUACCUACAUUGGCUAUUGUCAAUAAACAACUACCAAUUAACGUUAAACUCUUUGUUAAAACAUUUCAUACGAAACGAGAGGUCUUAUAAAAAUGGCCAAGAAAAUUCUCCACAGCCAAUUCAAAAAGACCUUCUUGGAAGAAUACUUUCUAUGCUAAUGAGUGGUCUUCUGAAAUUGGUAUUAUUAUCAUUUUAUCAGUGACUCGGACUUCUGAGAUAUGAUAAACGUUUCGAUAACAUGUAAAGCAUUAUAAAAAAAUUAUAGAUUAUCCUGUGCAUUUUGGGUUUUGGUAAUUGUGAAUUACAGUUUUUCAGUGCUUUAAUUCGUUUAGUGUUAUUUUUUUGUGUUCAAAAUGCGUGAAAUUGUCCACGUACAAGCAGGGCAGUGUGGUAAUCAAAUCGGCACCAAGUUCUGGGAGAUCAUAUCCGAUGAACACGGCAUUGAUCCAACUGGGUUGUACAAAGGGGAGAGUGACCUACAGCUGGAAAGACUCAACGUUUACUACAAUGAAGCCUCUGGGGGUAAAUACGUACCUCGGGCGGUUCUCGUGGACCUGGAGCCUGGCACCAUGGACUCGGUGAGGUCCGGCCCGUACGGACAGCUCUUCAGACCUGAUAACUUUGUCUUCGGGCAGAGUGGGGCAGGUAACAACUGGGCCAAAGGUCAUUACACCGAGGGUGCUGAGUUGGUGGACUCUGUACUCGAUGUCAUCAGAAAAGAGGCUGAAGGAUGCGACUGCCUUCAAGGCUUCCAACUGACCCACUCCCUGGGAGGGGGGACAGGAUCCGGUUUGGGCACGCUGCUCUUGAGCAAGAUCAGAGAGGAGUUUCCUGACAGAAUCAUGAAUACAUUCAGUGUGGUGCCAUCGCCAAAGGUGAGUGAAGUUGUGCUGGAGCCGUACAACGCGACGCUUUCGAUGCAUCAGCUUGUGGAGAACACGGACAUGUCCUUCUGCAUCGACAACGAAGCGCUAUACAACAUCUGCUUCAGAACGCUGCGGUUAAGCAGCCCGAGCUACGGCGACCUCAACCACUUAAUUUCGUUAACGAUGUCCGGGGUGACCACGUGUCUCCGUUUUCCCGGACAACUGAACGCGGACCUGAGGAAGCUAGCCGUCAACAUGGUGCCAUUUCCUCGGCUGCACUUCUUCAUGCCUGGAUUCGCGCCGCUGACUGCGCGGAACUCUUUCAACUACCGACCCCAGAAUGUUUCAGAGCUGAUGAGUCAAAUGUUUAACCCUGGGAACAUGAUGACGGCAUGCGAUCCGCGCCACGGACGGUACCUCACCGUCGCCACGAUGUUUAGAGGUCAUAUGUCGAUGAGGGAGGUCGACGAUCAAGUGCUAGCUAUACAGAACAAGAACUCGAGUUACUUCGUGGAAUGGAUCCCGAACAACCUCAAAGUUUCUGUCUGUGACGUGCCGCCAAGAGGGCUCAAAAUGUCCGCCACAUUCAUCGGCAACUCGACAGCAAUACAGGAGAUAUUCAAACGCAUCUCCGAGCAAUUCACUGCCAUGUUUAGGAGAAAGGCUUUCCUCCACUGGUACACGGGCGAGGGUAUGGAUGAGAUGGAGUUCACUGAAGCUGCCAGCAACAUGGCGGACCUCAUAUCCGAAUACCAACAGUAUCAGGAGGCAAACGUAGAAGACGAAGAAGUUGGUUUCGAUGAAGAAGAAGAAGAGGAAGAACCAGUAUUCGAGGAGAAGGACAUGGUUCACAUGCCACUGUAAUAUAACUAC
Molecule: messenger RNA, 1825 nt
Organism: Pararge aegeria (speckled wood butterfly)
Lineage: Eukaryota; Metazoa; Arthropoda; Insecta; Lepidoptera; Nymphalidae
Product: tubulin beta-1 chain-like
Exons: 11
Coding region: 440-1816 (458 amino acids)
Biological process (GO): microtubule cytoskeleton organization; mitotic cell cycle
Cellular component (GO): microtubule; cytoplasm
Molecular function (GO): GTPase activity; GTP binding; structural constituent of cytoskeleton
Source: RefSeq, a predicted model, not a curated record